This is a messenger RNA of Orycteropus afer afer, 897 nucleotides long. It is a transcript of the gene TAS2R4, whose product is annotated as taste 2 receptor member 4. The transcript has a single exon. Lineage: Eukaryota; Metazoa; Chordata; Mammalia; Tubulidentata; Orycteropodidae. Gene Ontology annotation, molecular function: G protein-coupled receptor activity; bitter taste receptor activity. Gene Ontology annotation, cellular component: membrane. The record is from RefSeq and is a predicted model, not a curated record. The coding region runs from base 1 to 897 and encodes 298 amino acids. Gene Ontology annotation, biological process: G protein-coupled receptor signaling pathway; sensory perception of taste; detection of chemical stimulus involved in sensory perception of bitter taste.
AUGCGUCCCAUCUUCUUUCUCUCCGCUGUUGUUGCCUCGGCUGUUCUGAGUUUUGUGGGAUUCUUUGUGAGUCUGUUCAUUACGGUCGUCAGUUACAAGGCUUGGGUCACAAGGCACAGCCUCUCCUCUUCUGAUAGGAUCCUGCUCAGCUUGGCCAUCUCCCGACUUCUUAUGCUGGGACUAUUUCUACUGUACAUGAUCUUCUUCAUCCUGAAUGUUGAGAGGUCAAUCUUUGUGUCCACUUUUUUCCUGCUGUCUUGGAUGUUUCUGGACUCUAGCAGUCUCUGGUUCGUGACCUUGCUCAACACCUUGUAUUGUGUGAAGAUUGCUAACUUCCAACAUUCAUUGUUUCUCCUGCUGAAGCGCCAGUUGUCCCCGAAGAUCCCCAGGCUGCUUCUGGCCUGUGUGCUGACCCCUGGCCUCACCACGCUCCUGUACUUUGUGCUCAGUCAGACAUCGCCCUUCCCUAAGCUUGGGACUGGGAAUAAUGGCACAGUAUGUGACAUCAAUGAAGAUAUCUUGUCUUUGAUGACUUCUUUGCUCCUGAACUCGUUUCCCCAGUUCAUCCUUAAUGUGACUUCUGCUUCCUUGUUAAUACAUUCCUUGAAGAGACAUGUCUGUAAGAUGCAGAGGAAUGCUUCUGGCUUCUGGAACCCCCAGACGGAAGCUCACGUGGGGGCCAUGAAGCUGAUGAUUUACUUCCUCAUCCUCUACAUCCCAUCUUCGGUUGCUACCCUGGUCCUGUACCUCCCUUCUUCUCUAGGGAUGGGCUUGGCAACCAGAGCUAUUUGUAGGAUUUUGUCCACCCUCUACCCCGCAGGACAUUCUGUCCUCCUGAUUCUUGCACAUCCCAGACUGAAAGCAAAAGCAAAGCAGAUUCUUUGUUUCAACAAAUAG